CCCCCCUCGGCUUAUAACAACAUCCAGAAGACCGGGCUGCUUUGAAAACGGAGCCGACCGCUGCCAAGCGUUCGGCUGCGUGCGCUUUGUGCGACCGCUCGUCUUGGAUACGACCACGAGAGCACGAUCUGCGGAGCGGCUGGGGGUCUCCUACCGGAGCGAGCGCACGAUCGCCCGAGUUCAGUUGAAUGACGAACUCAACGAGAGCUCGAUGCCACACGUGGCUACGAAAUUUGCGCGCAAGAUGACUUCUCGGCAGAGAGCAAUUAAUUGAACGCGAAAGUUGCUAUUACUUUUGAUUGCGUAACCGACGUAUGCGUUGAUGCUGUGUUACAAAAAUCGCAUUCGUGGAGCGACAGCACAGUACGUAAUAGCGUAAUGUGAUACUUACAACAAAAAUCAUCUCACGUAAAAUUAGCUCCUCGAAGGAGGAGGGGGACACCGUCAUUUCACGCAAGGGAAAUCCACACCGAGCUUGACGGCACUUCGCCGAUGCCAGAAGUCAGAGAGAGGAGGCUCAGAAUUCUGCCCACGUGCAAGGCGAUGGGGAAGCCGGAGACGCGAGUCGCGGUGCAGAGCGAACCUCGGACCCACGACCUCCAGGGAACAGGACCCGCUCACCCUGGGGCCACGGGGUACACGCGGGCCGCCCACCCCCGUGGCCACGAGCUCACGGAGCGGCGAUGCAAGCUGGAGCCGACGUCGUCCUGCGGACAGCUGCCAGGUGGCCAGAGCGUGGGAGCACAGCAACUGGGGCCCCUGCAGAGAUUUCGCCGGGCAGCGAGAGUCGUGGUGCUUCUGCAUCGCCUCCUCGGGGCCCACUCGCUCACGGCUCCGCGUGGCUACACCGUGGAGAGGGGGAUCGCCGCGGGCUCCGGCGCACAGCGAGGCGAUGGGGCCGACAUUCUCUUUGACGUCUCAACGUUCAAAGCAAAGCAGCAGGACGCGCUGCCGUGCCGCGCUCGCCGCCUGCUCGCCGAGCCGCGCCACGGCGGGCGCACGGACCGCGAAGUCCGCCUCCUCGUGUGGGCUCUGCGCCCCGUGCCCGCCCUGCGAUGCCUCUCGGGCGCUCAGCAGCGCCGCGUGGCGCGCGCCGCGUGGCUCGCGCGGUACCCAUCCAAGCGAGUUCUGGUGCAACAAGGACAGAUGCCACAAAUAUUCUACAUUUGCCUCUCUGGAUCAGCCAUCGUCACCGUGCGGGACUCGGAGACUGGGGUCGUAAGACCCGUCUGGUUCCUGAGCCAAGGAGACAAGUUCGGGGAAAAGGAAAUUGUAGGGUGGCUUAAAUUGGCAGUGCACGGUGAUCAUCGAGGAGAGCGCGGAGUUUCUGUGCCUCUUCAAGGAGGACUUCGAGAAGAUCUUCCUGUCCGGCUCCAGCCGCACUGUGAGCGAUCCAGAUCAGCACGCCUUCCUCAGCUCCCUCGGAUUUCUCAAGGGCUGGCCAAUCCACCUCUUGCAAGAGAAACCUGGGAGAUGCCUCGUCAGCCACCACAGGAGAGGCUCCGUGAUUACAAAAGACAGCAGCAAGGAAGACUGGAUCUACAUCAUAAGAUCGGGUAGCUGCUCUGUGCUGAAGGAAUGCCGGUUGGGAGGAGACGAGAGAGGCAUGGAGCCCGUGACCGACUCCUCUCGGCGAGCCCGAGGUGCCGAAGAGGGCUGCAAGAGGCGGACUCUCCUCUCGUCCAAACACUGCCG
Molecule: messenger RNA, 1695 nt
Organism: Lethenteron reissneri (Far Eastern brook lamprey)
Lineage: Eukaryota; Metazoa; Chordata; Hyperoartia; Petromyzontiformes; Petromyzontidae
Source: RefSeq, a predicted model, not a curated record